AUUCAUUGAGGCUAUUUUGUGUUCAUUACACUUUACCAAAAAGCAGUGGCUCAAGCUGUCAGGCUAACAUUUCAUUAAGGCUAGGGAGAGAAUUCAGGUGUAGGUUCAGAGGUUCGGAGUUUUUUAGAUUUAAACUAUAGCUUCAAAACAUCGACCAACGACAUCGAGAUAGAAACUUACCAGCAGGUGGUGGCUAGCAUCAAAACACGCUGUAAAAGGCUGAGUGUUUAUAUGCCUUUAAAGAAAGAUGCUGUGGCCAAGUUUUUGCCUCUUUAUCCCGGUUCUUUUCGUGGAGUGCGUAUCUGCUAAUGAACAGUGCAAGGUGGAGAUCAAUAUCCAAGGCAUGAGACUUGAAAAGUUCGUCUUCAAAAGGAUGUCAGCAUCAGCUCCCUAUAUCUGUGAUAUCUGAUGUGGACAAGAAAUCACCUGCCAAAGCUACAACUACAAUAGAAAGAAGGAGAUCUGCGAACUAAACAACCGCACCAAAGAGGCGAGGCCUGAAAACUUUCGCUCGUCCCCUGAUUGUUUUUAUAUCAGGCGUUUGAAUGGAAGAGUACCUUUGGGUUCCAUUGUCGAAUUACCAGCACUAUCUUGCCAAGAAAUAAAAGCAAGUGAGGGAAAAGAUGCCAUUAGCAAUAAGUACUGGCUGAAUCCAACUGGUAAUGGAAAGACACAGUUAAUGUAUUGUGAUAUGAAUUUAGGAACUGGAGACAUCGAUGAAUGCAAGAGUAAUAUCUUGCUCUGUAGCGUCAAUGCAAACUGUUCAAACACUUACGGCUCGUAUAAAUGCACGUGCAAGGAGGGAUACAAUGGAACUGGAUAUGAAUGUAGAGAUAUCGAUGAAUGCAGAAAUGGCAGCCACCUUUGUGACGCAAAUGCCAAUUGCAUCAACGUCAAUGGCUCCUAUAACUGUACAUGCAAGAAAGGUUUUUUGGGAGAUGGUCAGAUAUGUUCAGAUAUUGACGAAUGUGUAAAUGGCAGCUUUAUUUGUGGUGUGAAUGCGACCUGUGUAAACACCAAUGGCUCUUAUGGCUGUACUUGUAAGGAGGAAGAAUCAGUAGGAGAUGGAAGUGCUUGUUCAGGUGAGGAAUGCCGAUCCAUUAUUUUCAAAGAACCCCUACUGGAAAAAGUCAUGAAAGGCCAUCUGAUCAGGAUUGUAGAGGUGCUCCAUCAAAGCAGCUGUAAUGUGCUGUGUUAUAUGGAGCCCAAUUGUGUGUCCAUAAAUCUUGGGCCUUCACAAGGAGGGAACUACCUUUGUGAGUUGAACAAUGCUUCGAACGAAAGUCCAAGCUCGUCCGACCUUCAGAGUAAAGAAGAUUACAUCCAUCUCAGUAUAGAGAACCCCUGCAGCAGCAGUCCCUGUUUCAACAAUGGCACAUGUCAGGCUGGAUACACUGGUAAAGGAUUUCGCUGUGGAUGUCCUUUAGGAUUUACUGGUCUAUACUGUAAGAAAGCCUGCAGCCUUGACUUUGAAGAUGGAAUUGGCGGGUGGGAAAUGACAGGUAGAGCUUUCAUUUACCAGCCUACAUUUGGUGACAAUCCAGUGUAUCGCAGGAGAGAAAGCGCCAAUCUGCAAGGGAACUGGUGGAUAGGGGGAGCUGAGAAACGGCCCAAAGAGAGCGAUCCCGCAGGACUGCAGCAUCCAGAUGGAUCCGACGUACCCAAAGGAACUCUCACCUCACCUUGUUUUCGUAUCGUCGGCAAGAAUAUCUCGUUUCUCAUUGGUGGGGGAUGUACCGUAACUGAACUUCGUGCGGAGCUUAUUGUCAACAACCAGGUCGUCAGAAAUGAGACAGGAAACUGUGGGGAGACAAUGUACCGUAAGGACUGGGACGUAGAGGAGUUUAUUGGUCAAUACGCGCAAGUCAGAGUUGUAGAUGAGACUUCUGGUGGUUAUGGUCACAUCAACUUUGAUGACCUUAAGGGAGAUAUUAUUUGUCCUCACGAUUUAGACGAGAACAACUGAAGAGA
Messenger RNA from Stylophora pistillata, 1971 nucleotides. RefSeq lists its product as uncharacterized. NCBI's taxonomy places the organism in Eukaryota, Metazoa, Cnidaria, Anthozoa, Scleractinia, Pocilloporidae. The record is from RefSeq and is a predicted model, not a curated record. Gene Ontology annotation, molecular function: calcium ion binding.